UAGGUGUUUGAUAGAAUAAUUGUUUUAACUUUGUGUGUGAUGUUUGAAAAAUAGUCAACAUUAGUUAAAUUAUUCACUUAUCGAUUUGCCAGUCCACAUAAAAGUUUCUUGAGUGAGAAAUCUAGUUCAAUCAUGAAUAUUUAAUUAUAUUUUUCCGAUUGCAUGAGUGACUAGUAGCAGCAAAUUGUGUAAUCAGCUUCAUGCUUUCAGUGACGAUAUUAGUGAGUGUUGACGUGUUGAAACAAUAACAAGUCAAUAAAAAUGUUUUGCCGAGUUUUUUUAAUUUCAUUAAUAUUCAUUCAUUACCUCUAUGCAUGUGAUAUUGGAAGACCUAUAAGAAAAAAGAAUGAUGACGUUAACUUACUGACAGAACUCAUCAGCAGCUGCUACCCCGAUGUGAAAGCAAGUAUCGUCAUUGCUAAUCUAUUGACAGAUCCAGCAUCUGAAGAUAUUUAUAAUCAAAUAACCGGAUCAAUAACACUGCUUGAGAAUUCAACAAACUACAGCAUACCGGCAAAUCAAGUCACGCCAGUUCUUUUGAUUAUUAUAAUAUUGACAUCACCAGUAGAAAUGAAACAGAUCCUUGUUAAUCAAACAUGGCAAAACUUUGAUCAAUCUUUCAUAAUUCUAGACGGAAACAAUGACAACGGAUGCGUUAAUGCCCAAUCGUUUUUGAUGGAAGCUUGGAAGAAUGAUAUACUCAAUGUUGUCUUUAUUUGCUUGGAUCAUCAGAAUCAAGUUCCGAAGAUUUAUAGCUUCAAUCCAUUUACGGACUUUGCAUCGACGUCUUGGGAAAGAGUUUCAGUGGUUCCGGCAAUCAACAAUCAUCCUUGGACCUUGAUUGUCCAGAGUUACAGUAAAAGUGAUGUAGUUUGCCGCGAUUUGUUCUUCGAUAAAACGGACAAUUUUGGAGGAUAUAUCGCAAAAAUCGGUUCUCAGUACGUUGUACCAUACAUUUCUUAUUCAAUCAAAAACGGAGUAAGGCGAUUCGAAGGCUUCGAUUAUGAAAUAGUGAAAUUGCUGUUCGGUAAAUUGAACAUAAGAAUAUCAUUUGAAGAAAAGGAUAUUGUAAUUUUGAAAAUGUAUAACAAGGAAAUCGGCCAAUAUUUAUUGAUGCAAUUAGAGAACAGAAAUAUUGAUUUCGCAGUAAAUUCCAUAGUUUUAAGAGGUUAUUCUAACCAACUUGAAGUAACUUACGUAUUCUAUCAAACAGGAUUAAGUGUUAUUACUCAGUAUCGUGAAAUAAAAAAAAUCGUGAGUUAUAUGUUCAGUUUUCUGCCCUUUUAUGUAAUAGCAAUGCUUUUCAUCACAAGUAUUGUCAUAUUCUUUUUACUGCAAUACUUAUUGCGAGAUCCAUAUUCGCGAAAUUUAAUAGACAUUCUACGGGUUUUUUUGAACUUACCUAUACCCACAUUGCCGUCAACCAUCCACGGAAGAAUAAUUUUCGGGACAACAUUAAUUAGCUUUACUGUCGCUAAUAUGGUAAUUCAAUCACACAUGAAUACAGUCUUGGUUUCAAGUAAUGCCGCUCAGAAUGUUGAAGAUUUGAGCGACUUGAUUUAUUUGAACUACCGUGUUUAUACUCGUGGAAGGAUAGCAGAUGAUCUGAAAAAUGCAGGUGUGUCAAAGAUUGAACAAGUUCGGGAUGUUAUAAACUGCUCUAAACUAGAAGAAAGGGAGGCUUUUGCUUCAAAAGAAAUUUCUCUUCUGCCGAUGAGAAAUGAAAACUGUCAUAUACCUCGAAAACCAAUCAUACCCGGAAAGUUUCUUGUUUACUACAUGCGUCGUAAUUGGCCGAUAUUUCCUAGAAUUAAUAAGAGAUUGUUGAUGCUAUUUGAAGGUGGCUUAACUAACUAUCAUGUAGAAAAAAUCUUAGAAAAAUACCAACAGCUCGUCCAGGAACCUGAUCAGUAUCAAGUAAUUACGAUGAAUCACAUGGAACAUACUUUUUAUGUUUUCAUAUUUUUGAAUUUUAUUUCUAUGAUCGUAUUUGCUAUAGAAUUGUUUAUCGCACGACUUUCAAAUUUGAUUUACAGAAUUUUUGAACAUUUUAUGUAAUGUUUAUUUAUCUUCAUACAUAUAAUUUAUUCAUUAUA
Cotesia glomerata is the source of this 2096-nucleotide messenger RNA. RefSeq lists its product as uncharacterized. Bases 262 to 2058 code for a protein of 598 amino acids. NCBI's taxonomy places the organism in Eukaryota, Metazoa, Arthropoda, Insecta, Hymenoptera, Braconidae. The transcript is spliced from 3 exons. The record is from RefSeq and is a predicted model, not a curated record.